This is a messenger RNA of Haliotis rubra (blacklip abalone), 789 nucleotides long. RefSeq lists its product as uncharacterized. Bases 1 to 789 code for a protein of 262 amino acids. The record is from RefSeq and is a predicted model, not a curated record. The transcript is spliced from 5 exons. Lineage: Eukaryota; Metazoa; Mollusca; Gastropoda; Lepetellida; Haliotidae.
AUGGCAGAGACUACAUCAGACCUGCAAACAGAUGAGGAAACAAGCCAUGGAAAACGCAAAAGACGACCUACGUUUCGCUACCUGGAGUCAGAUACUGACAGUGAUAGCACUCCAUCAAAGCGCCAUAGAGAUUCAGUCAUUCCCCAGCCACCACAAGCUCCUUUGCCACCACCAACUCUUUUGCCACCACCAGCCCCACUGCCACGAAGGAAUCUAUUCCCAGAUUCUCCUAGCACUUCCCGGAAUCAGACGUUUCCAACACCACACUCAAAGAGAGUAUUUUGCUACUCUGCAGUUGACGAGAAGAUGCUCCAACUCCUGGAGGAGAUACGGGAUCAAAACAGGACCAGCCAGAGACUACUCACUCUCAUUCUGAGGAAGAUCUCCUCAAGCUCAAGUGAGAACAUGGAUGUGCUCCCAGAUGGGAUUAAGUUUCCCCUAGAGACUCCCCAGGAACUGACAGCCCUGGAGGAGAAACUGGAAGACCAAACAGUAAAGGAUAAAGUGUGUGGUCAUCUCAGUUCAAUUGGGGGAACAAAUAUCCCAGAUGCCGUCAGGCGUAUCAUGAAGUAUGUGCUGGGCCAUGCUCUUUCUACAAUGUAUAACUGGGUGGGAAAAGGAGGAAAGAAGGCAGCUUUCAGCUCAUUGUUUAUCAAGGAUGUCAUGAUCAGAGCAGUUCGAAAAAACAUGCCAGCUGCUACAAAUGCUGAACUAGAGCCAGUCAUGAAGGACUGGCUCAGAUAUGCCAAAGAUCGGCAAGGGGGGCGGAAUGAAAGAAGAAUUAAAUAG